This is a messenger RNA of Sesamum indicum (sesame), 3371 nucleotides long. It is a transcript of the gene EIF3A, whose product is annotated as eukaryotic translation initiation factor 3A. Lineage: Eukaryota; Viridiplantae; Streptophyta; Magnoliopsida; Lamiales; Pedaliaceae. Gene Ontology annotation, cellular component: eukaryotic translation initiation factor 3 complex, eIF3e; multi-eIF complex; eukaryotic translation initiation factor 3 complex, eIF3m. Gene Ontology annotation, molecular function: mRNA binding; translation initiation factor activity. Gene Ontology annotation, biological process: formation of cytoplasmic translation initiation complex; translation reinitiation. The record is from RefSeq and is a predicted model, not a curated record.
CUACCUCUCUCUCUCUCUAUAUAAAAAACAAUAAUAAAAAAAUUCAGAGUUCCCCUAUCUCAAUUGUAGCAGCAGAGGCUCCAUUCUUCGUUCUGCUCACCGCCGCCGCCGCCGGCCCUGAAUUAUCGUCCCCCAUUGGGAAUUUGAGAUGGCGACCUUUGCUAGACCUGAGAAUGCUUUGAAGCGAGCUGAAGAGUUGAUUAAUGUUGGACAAAAGCAAGAAGCUCUUGAGGCUCUUCAUAGUUUUAUUACUUCAAGGAGGUAUAGAGCUUGGACAAGGACACAUGAGAGAAUAAUGUUCAAGUAUGUGGAGCUGUGUGUUGACAUGAGGAGGGGAAGGCAUGCUAAGGAUGGCCUUAUCCAGUACCGUGGCAUCUGCCAACAGGUUAACAUCACUUCUCUAGAGGAGGUGAUAAAGCAUUUCAUGCAGUUGGCAACCGAGAAAGCCGAACUUGCACGUAAUCAGGCGCAGGCCUUGGAAGAGGCUCUGGAUAUAGAUGACUUAGAAGCAGAUAAAAGGCCAGAAGAUCUGAUGUUGAGCUAUGUUAGUGGAGAGAAAGGAAAAGACAGAUCUGAUCGUGAGCUUGUCACACCAUGGUUUAAGUUCUUGUGGGAGACUUACAGAACGGUGUUGGAAAUCUUACGUAACAACUCUAGAUUGGAGGCCCUGUAUGCGAUGACUGCACAUCGUGCCUUCCAAUUCUGUAAGCAAUACAAAAGAACUACAGAAUUUCGGAGAUUGUGUGAAAUAAUCAGGAAUCACCUUGCAAACCUUAACAAGUACAGAGACCAGCGAGAUAGGCCUGAUCUUGCUGCUCCGGAGAGUUUGCAGUUGUAUCUUGACACCAGAUUCGAGCAACUGAAAGUUGCUACUGAGCUUGAACUUUGGCAGGAAGCAUUUCGUUCUAUUGAGGAUAUAUAUGGGUUGAUGUGCAUGGUUAAAAAAACACCUAAACCUUCCUUGAUGGUUGUUUAUUAUUCCAAGCUUUCAGAAAUUUUCUGGAUGUCAUCCAGCCAUCUUUAUCAUGCUUAUGCAUGGCUUAAGCUUUUCUCACUUCAGAAAAGCUUUAAUAAGAACCUAAAUCAGAAGGAUUUGCAGUUGAUAGCAUCAUCUGUUGUUCUAGCUGCACUGUCCGUGCCCCCUUAUGAUCGUUCGUAUGGCGCAUCUCAUUUGGAGCUUGAAAAUGAGAAAGAGCGGAGUUUGAGAGUGGCAAACCUUAUUGCAUUUGAUGUUGAAUCCAAACCUGAGAACAGAGAAGUGCUUUCCAGGUCAUCACUUCUGUUGGAGUUGGUGGCCAAAGGUGUGAUGAACUGUGUAACUCAGGAAGUCAAGGAUCUUUACCAUAUUUUGGAGCACGAGUUUCUCCCUUUAGACCUGGCCUUGAAAGUACAGCCCUUGCUAACAAAAAUUUCAAAGCUUGGAGGUAAACUUGCUUCUGCUUCUUCUGUUCCAGAAAUACAGCUGUCUCAGUAUGUUCCUUCUCUGGAGAAGCUUGCUGCUCUUAGGUUGUUGCAACGGGUCUCGCAGGUGUAUCAGACUAUGAAUAUUGAGAAUCUAUCAAGGAUAAUUCCUUUCUUUGAUUUUUCAAUUGUUGAGAAGAUCUCCGUGGAUGCAGUGAAGAAUAAUUUUUUAGCAAUGAAAGUGGAUUAUAGGAAGGGUGCCAUUUUCUUUGGCAAUAAGAGUCUGGAAUCGGAAGGCCUACGAGAUCACCUGUCCACAUUUGCCGAAUCCCUAAGCAAAGCCAGGGGCAUGAUCUACCCUCCGGUUAAGCGAAUUUCAAAAUUAGGGGAAACACUUCCAGAUUUAGUGGAAGUGGUUGAAAAAGAGCACAAGCGACUUCUUGCACGCAAGUCAAUAAUUGAAAAACGGAAAGAAGAACAAGAACGUCAGCUUUUGGAGAUGGAACGAGAGGAGGAGGCAAAGAGGUUAAAAUUACAGAAGAUAACUGAAGAGGCAGAACAGAAAAGGCUUGCCUCUGAAUUUGAGCAAAUGAAGAACCAAAGAAUUCUCAGGGAAAUAGAGGAACGUGAGCUCGAGGAAGCCCAAGCUUUGCUGCAGGAAGCUGAAAAACGCAGUAAAAAGAAAGGGAAGAAACCAGUCUUGGAAGGAGAAAAAAUAACUAAGAAGACUUUAAUGGAGCUGGCUCUCAGUGAGCAGCUCAGGGAGAAGCAAGAAAUGGAGAAAAAAUUACAGAAACUUGCCAAGACUAUGGAUUACUUGGAGCGGGCUAAAAGAGAAGAGGCAGCCCCCCUUAUUGACGCUGCAUUCCAGCAGCGUUUAGCAGAAGAAGAGGCUCUACACACACUUGAGCAGCAGCAAGAGAUUGAUGUAAGCCGACAACGACAUGCUGGAGACCUGGAGGAGAAAAGGAGGCUCGGUCGGAUGUUGGAGAACAAGAAAAUCUUCCAAGAAAGAGUUCUGAGCCGCAGGAAAUCUGAAUAUGACAGACUUAAGGAGGAGAGAGAAGAAAAAAUCCACCAAAUUAUCCAGGCAAGGAAACAGGAAAGGGAUGCGAAGAGGAAAAUGAUAUAUUUCCUGAGAUCUGAAGAGGAGAGGCAGAAAAGAUUGCGUGAAGAGGAGGAAGCACGAAAGCUUGAAGAGCUGGAGAGGCGGAAGAAAGAGGAAGCUGAGCGGAAGGCCAAGCUGGAUGAAAUUGCUGAGAAGCAGAGGCAGCGGGAGAGGGAGUUGGAAGAAAAAGAAAGGCAGUGGAGGGAAGAGGUCUUGGGGAGAUCAGCUGCAGUGCCCUCAAGGACUGAGCCUUCUUCCAUUUCACGCCCUGUGGAGGCAGCACCUGCUGCUCCAGCUGCUGCUGCACCAUCGACUGGGAAGUAUGUGCCCAGGUUCAAAAGAGUGGCUGCUGAAGGCGGGGGUCAGGCCCCACCUCCUGAAACUGACAGGUGGUCCAGCGGCAACAGGAUGGACGAUCGAACACCCCAACAAGGUGACCGGUGGCGGGAGGAUCGAAGGCCUUCCUUUGGUUCUGGUGCCCCAAGGUCCUCCACUUGGCAGUCCUCCAGGGAUCGCCGUUAAGUUUGUGAUGAUGUACUCUGGUACGCAUCUUGAGAUUUUGAUGGGGUGCCGUUUGUCGUAUCCUGAGAGGCUGUGGUAGCUCGCUUGUUUGUGGCCAAGUAUUCGGGAAAUGUUCCUUUCCCCCCCUUUUUUGGACAUAAGUUAUGCUGCUUUUGCAAACUUUGAGUCAUGAAUCAUAGAUUAGCUUGGAAUUAUGCAGUAACCUCUUCAGUUAUGAAAUUUUAGACGCUUGAAUGACGUGUAAUUGUGUUCAUUGUUUAGUUCCCCAAAGAACUUGUGUCCUGGUUUUUGUGGUAAAAGAGCUGAGUUUAUAUAUGGAUUAUUUACACUUUUGCGCUGC